Messenger RNA from Sarcophilus harrisii (Tasmanian devil), 1203 nucleotides. RefSeq names its product centromere protein P (gene CENPP). Lineage: Eukaryota; Metazoa; Chordata; Mammalia; Dasyuromorphia; Dasyuridae. The record is from RefSeq and is a predicted model, not a curated record. Bases 1 to 1203 code for a protein of 400 amino acids. Gene Ontology annotation, biological process: CENP-A containing chromatin assembly. Gene Ontology annotation, cellular component: nucleus; chromosome, centromeric region. The transcript has 10 exons.
AUGGUGAAGCUUUUUUUCCGGGAGGAGGAGGAGCGGCGGCGGCCGCGGGAGGAGGAGGAGCGGCGGCGGCGGCGGGAGCAGCUGAAGAAGGAGCAGCGGCAGCGGCAGGAGCAGCUGCUGCAGCAGGAGCAGCGGCGGCGGCAGGAGGAGGAGCAGCGGCGGCGGCGGGAGGAGGAGCAGCGGCGGUGGCAGCGGCGGCGGGAGGAGCUCCGGGACCUACGGGCUGAGAUUGCCGCGCUGCGCAGGCGCCUCGAGCAGAGUCCUGCCGAAGCCGACCCGGACCCGGCCCCGGACCCGGCCCGAUGUUUCUGCCAGGAAAACGAGCCGCCUCCUGCUGGCCGAGGGGAGUCUGGCAGGGCCUUGGAAGCGCAGCUCGGGGGCCUGGAGUCCGGCCUUUCCUUCCUCUCCGAGGUCACCGGCAUCAGGAUAACCCAUUACUCCAUGACGAGAGCCGAGCUCCCUGGAGGCACGGAGGGGGCGCAGGAGAGCGGGCCCAGGAUCCUGAGAAAGGGCCGCCUGGCCGGAGACUGCCGAGAUGUGACCUUUCACCUGGAGUUCCAGCUCCUGGAGACGCAGGGUGAAGAGAACCCCUCGGCCGCCAUCACCGAGCUGAGUAUUAUCUUGGAGCCCUUGGAGUACAGCGAGCUGAGCCGCUUCGUGGCCCGGACAGAAGAGAAGCGGGACCUUUUCGGGUUUUUCAGAAGCCUUCACUUUUUCCUGGAGUGGUGUGAAUACCGUAAGCGGACAUUUCAGUACUUUAAGGAGAAGCACGGCGCCGUGGUCCAGCUCCCCGGAGGCCCCGCCGGUGACUCCAUGGGGCUCCAGAGCCUGCGUGUGCCCGGGUUCGAGCUGCUGGUGGUGUGGACGGUGCACAUCGACGAGGACGGCCAGGUGCUGCCCAGGCUGGACCUUCUGACCAAAGUCCCGGAGCCAGCUCUGGCCCUGGACAGCAGGAAGGUGGUGGCCGCCCCCCGCUUCGGACCUCCCAUUUGGGGCGGAGGCGGCCGCGCCGCCUCCGGGCGGCCCCGGGAAGACCACCCGGGCCCGCGCAAUUGGGCCUGCCACGAGCUCGCGGCCCUGGCCCUGAUCUCCGGGGUGGGCCCUGGGACGGCCGUGGGAUGGCCGGGCGGAAAUCUUGACACAUCCUCGGGCGUGGGGUCUGGGCGGAGGAGAGGGGCCGAGCGGACGGACCCGUCACCCUGA